This is a messenger RNA of Dicrocoelium dendriticum, 668 nucleotides long. NCBI's taxonomy places the organism in Eukaryota, Metazoa, Platyhelminthes, Trematoda, Plagiorchiida, Dicrocoeliidae. The record is from the annotation of a GenBank genome assembly.
CACCUUUAGACAUUAAGCGUUGACAAUCACCCCCAAUUUAAUUGUACUUUCGAAAUAUGUGGCUCCAGCGCGCACUUUUGGUGCUGUGUCAAGUUCAUUUGGCGGUCAAAGGAAAUACUUUCCUCAAAGAGUUUCGGAUGCCUGGAAUUCGGGUCUACAAAAGUGACGCUUACGUGUGCUACGCUGAGCCACUUCCACGCGGAAAAAGUUACAUAACUUCCUUUCAGCCGAUUUACAAUGAGAUAGUGACACACCACAUGCUACUGUUCGCCUGCCAAGAGAAACCAACGACGGAUUCCAACCCCUGGAACUGUGACAAUGAAAUGGUUUCCCAGCCCGUUUGUGCAGGAAACUCGAUGAUUCUGUUCUCUUGGGCAAUGAACGCGCCAGGAUUCAAAAUGCCAAACGACACCUCUAUUCCAGUUGGAGGAACAGUGUAUGAUUACUUGGUUCUUCAGGUACAUUACAAGGACAUCAAGUAUUUUGCCGCUUCACCAGACCAUACGGACAGCAGCGGUUGGCUGCUCACGAUGCAGACCACUCCGAGCAAGUAUCUUGCUGGCAUCUAUCUAUUCGUCAUGGAUGGCGCAGUGCGGCCGUUCGGUUUCAGUGAGUCAUCGGUAUUCAGAUAUCUUAUUGUUCCCAAGAAUUGCUACAUCAACCCCUAG